This is a messenger RNA of Fusarium keratoplasticum, 4176 nucleotides long. RefSeq lists its product as uncharacterized. Gene Ontology annotation, biological process: transmembrane transport. Gene Ontology annotation, cellular component: membrane. The transcript is spliced from 14 exons. The record is from RefSeq and is a predicted model, not a curated record. The coding region runs from base 1 to 4176 and encodes 1391 amino acids. Gene Ontology annotation, molecular function: ABC-type transporter activity; ATP binding; ATP hydrolysis activity. NCBI's taxonomy places the organism in Eukaryota, Fungi, Ascomycota, Sordariomycetes, Hypocreales, Nectriaceae.
AUGGCCGACACUCCCAACGACAAUGGCACCCUUGCCGAGACGCCGAACGAAUCCUUUGUUCGCGACAGGGAUGCUCAUUUUGGGUCAUCGAGUGAUACUGACGUCGAGGUUGAGAACGUUGAUGAGGAGAGGGGCAAGGAUCAUAUCCAGAAACGCCUGACCUUGACGUUCCAGGAUGUGACUGUUCGAGUUACGGCCCCUGAUGAGGCAUUGGGAGAGACUCUUUGGUCGAGAGUUGAUCCUCGUCAGCUGGCAGGUCUGUUUAAGAGGAAUAAUCGGCCAAUGAGGACUAUCCUGAACGAGGUUUCUGGCCAAGUCAACCCUGGGGAAAUGCUACUGGUUCUGGGUAGACCUGGCUCGGGUUGUACAUCUCUCCUCCGUGUGCUCUCCAACCACCGAGAAGCCUUCCAAGAAGUCACCGGCCACACAAAGUACGGAAACAUGGAUCACAACCAGGCGAAAAAGUACCGACAACAGAUCGUCUUCAACACUGAAGACGACAUUCACUUCCCGACUCUCACCGUCAACCAGACCAUGAAGUUUGCUCUCCGAAACAAGGUUCCUCGAGAGAGGCCUGAGCAUGUGGAGAAGAAGCACCACUUUGUUCAAGAUAUGCGGAACCAUAUUCUUGACUCUCUAGGUAUCGGCCACACGCAAAAGACUUUGGUCGGCAACGAGUUCAUUCGUGGUGUUUCUGGUGGAGAGAGGAAGAGAGUCUCCUUGGCCGAAGUCAUGGCCAGCCAGAGCCCCCUACAGUUCUGGGAUCAACCAACCCGAGGUCUAGACUCCAAGACAGCUCUCGAAUUUGUCGAGACCCUCCGCCGUGACGCCGACCGAAACGGCAAAUCCGUGGUCCUGACAACCUACCAAGCCGGCAACGGCAUCUUCGACGCCUUUGACAAAGUCCUCGUCCUCGCCGAAGGCCGCGUAAUCUACUACGGCCUCCGCGCAGCCGCCAAGUCCUACUUUGAAGAAAUGGGUUUCGUCUGCCCCCGGGGCGCCAACGUCGCCGACUUUCUCACCUCGGUCACCGUCAAGACGGAGCGAGAGAUUGCCCCCGGCUUUGAAGGUCGCGUUCCCACCACGGCCGAGGAGUUUGAGGCUGUGUACAAGAGGAGUGAGGUUUGUCAGCUUAUGGCGAGGCUGGUGCAGAGGCCGGAGAAUAUGGAUGAUCAGGUUGAGGAUUUGAAGAUGGCUGUUGAGAGGGAGAAGAGGCAGAGGAGUUGGAGGAUUGGUAAGAGGGGUGUUUACACUGCUGGUCUUCGAGAGCAGGUCAUCAACUGCACCCAACGACAAUGGCAAAUCAUGAUGGGAGACCGUCUUUCCCUCUGCAUCAAAGUCAUCUCCGCCAUCAUCCAGGCCCUCGUCUGCGGCAGUCUCUUCUACAACCUCCCCCUAACCAGCGAAUCCAUCUUCCUCCGCCCCGGCGUGCUCUUCUUCCCCGUCCUCUACUUUCUCCUCGAGUCCAUGUCCGAGACGACAGCCUCCUUCAUGGGACGGCCAAUCCUGAUGCGGCACAAGCGGUUCGGCUUCUACAGACCCACGGCUUUCUGCAUCGCCAACGCCAUCACGGACAUCCCCAUCGUCAUGCUGCAGGUUACGUGCUUCUCGCUGAUUUUGUACUUUAUGAGUGCGCUACAGCUUGAUGCGGGAAAGUUUUUUACUUUCUGGAUUGUGGUGAAUGCGGAGACGCUUUGCUUUAUUCAGCUCUUCCGGGCGGUGGGAGCCAUGUUUAACCACUUUGGUCUGGCCAGUUAUAUCUCUGGACUGUUGUCGACAAUCUUCUUUGUCUAUGGAGGCUAUCUGAUUCCUUUCAGCAAGAUGCAUCCUUGGUUCCGCUGGAUCUUCUACCUCAACCCAGGUGCCUACGCAUUCGAAUCCCUCAUGACAAACGAGUUCCAAGGUCUCAGCCUUGAGUGUGUCGCUCCCCAGUACAUCCCCUUUGGACCCGGUUACGACAACCAGAGCCAAGAGUACCGCGGCUGCACUGUUCUCGGUAGUGAUGACUCUGGUAUGAUUGACGGUGUCACCUAUGUGCAACAACAAUACAGCUAUGCCGUCGGUCACAUCUGGCGAGGCUUUGGUAUCAUCAUCGGCUUCUGGUUUUUCCUCAUCGGUCUCACGGCACUCGGAUUCGAGCUUCGAAACAGCCACGGAGGGUCUUCUGUUCUGCUCUACAAGAGAGGUUCGCGAACAAAGAAGGUCUCUGAUCCUGAGAAGGAAGCUGGACGAAACAACGAGUCUCUGCAGUUGUCAACUCAAGCUACACGACAGUCAACUUUCUCGUGGCACAACCUGGAUUACUUUGUGCAGUACCAAGGUGCGCAGAAGCAGCUUUUGAAUCAGGUCUUUGGAUACGUGCAGCCUGGAAAUCUUGUUGCUUUGAUGGGUUGCUCAGGUGCCGGAAAGACGACACUUCUAGAUGUUCUCGCUCAACGCAAGGAUGCUGGUGAGAUCCGCGGCUCUAUUCUCAUUGACGGAAAGCCUCAGGGUAUUUCCUUCCAGAGGAUGACGGGAUACUGCGAGCAGAUGGAUGUCCACGAGGCUACCGCAACAGUUAAGGAAGCUCUUGUUUUCUCGGCUGUUUUGCGGCAGCCGAGGGAGAUCCCCUACAAGGAGAAGAUUGCCUACGUCGACCACAUCAUUGAGCUUUUGGAGCUGGAGGACAUUUGUGAUGCUCUUAUUGGAACUCCUGGUGCCGGCCUCAGCAUUGAACAGCGCAAGCGUGUUACUCUUGGUGUCGAACUGGUUGCGAAGCCGACUCUGCUCUUCCUCGAUGAGCCUACGUCAGGUCUGGAUGGCCAGUCCGCUUACAACAUUGUUCGUUUCAUGCGACGUCUCGUCGACGGUGGCCAAGCUGUUCUGUGCACAAUCCACCAGCCUUCUGCCGUUCUCUUUGAUGCUUUCGACUCUCUGUUGCUUCUGGCCAAGGGUGGACGGAUGGCCUACUUUGGCGAGACCGGCCAAUAUUCCAAGACCCUUCUUGACUACUUUGACAGAAACGGUGCUCCUUGCCCCGAAGGAGCGAACCCGGCUGAGCACAUCGUCGAGGUGAUCCAAGGCAACAGCGAAGUUGACGUUGACUGGGUUGACGUUUGGAACCAAUCUCCUGAGCGCACGAAAGCCCUUGAGAAGCUUGAAAAGUUGAACCAGGAAGCCAUCGCGAACACUCGGGACCAGGAAGAGGAUACCGCCAGCUUUGCCACGUCCAAGUGGUUCCAGUGGAAGACGGUCCUCCACCGACAGAUGAUUCAGCUCUGGCGAUCUCCGGAUUAUGUGUGGAACAAGAUCAACCUUCACAUCUUUGCCGCCCUCUUCAGCGGCUUCACGUUCUGGAUGAUUGGUGACGGAACUUUCGACCUGCAACUUCGACUCUUUGCCAUCUUCAACUUUAUCUUUGUUGCUCCUGGAUGUAUCAACCAAAUGCAGCCAUAUUUCUUGCACAACAGAGACUUGUUUGAGACGCGAGAGAAGAAGUCCAAAACCUACCACUGGAUUGCCUUUAUCGGAUCGCAGACUGUUGCCGAGAUUCCGUACCUCAUCAUCUGUGCCACUCUGUACUUUGCCUGUUGGUACUUUACAGCCGGCUUCCCAGUUGAGGCCAGGAUCUCGGGUCACGUCUAUCUCCAGAUGAUCUUCUACGAAUUCUUGUACACCUCCGUCGGACAAGCCAUCGCAGCAUACGCACCAAACGAGUACUUCGCCGCAAUCAUGAACCCCGUCCUCAUCGGCGCAGGAAUGGUAUCCUUCUGUGGUGUUGUAGUCCCCUACGACGCCAUGCAGCCGUUCUGGAAGUACUGGCUCUACUACCUUGACCCUUUCCACUACCUCUUUGGCGGUCUCAUGGGUCCCAUCAUCUGGGACGUCAAGGUCGAGUGCCGUCCUGAAGAGUUUACCAGCUUCAACGUGCCAGAUGGCCAGACGUGUGGUGAAUACGUGGCAGACUUUUUGAGUGCUAAUGCUGGAUAUGUGGCAAGUCCCAACGCCACUGGGAGCUGUGACUACUGCGCGUAUUCCACGGGUGCGGAGUAUGCAAAGACUUUCAACCUUCGCGAGGAGUACUACGGCUGGCGAGACACUGGAAUCACGGCUCUGUUCUGUAUUUCUUCCUAUGCUCUCGUCUUUUUGAUGAUGAAGCUGCGAAGCAAGAAGACCAAGAGUGCGCGGUCCGACUAA